GAAAGUGUCAAUCCGGGAGUUAAAAGAUUCAAUCAUUCGUUGUUGGAGCUUGUUGAAAUUAUAGUUAAAGCAAUAGUUGGAGUUUUAAAAGUUAUUGUCGUUUUGAAAAAAACUGAUGACUCUAAAGUAACUGAUACAAACAAAAAACACACCUCAAAAGAGCAACAGAACCAAAUGAAAAUUCAAAAAAAAACACUAUUAAAUACCAAAUACAAUGACUUUAGCAAUGACUCUGAUGAUGAUUUCAACAACAUUAAUCCAAAAGAGCAAUAA
Molecule: messenger RNA, 273 nt
Organism: Dentiscutata erythropus
Lineage: Eukaryota; Fungi; Glomeromycota; Glomeromycetes; Diversisporales; Gigasporaceae
Source: the annotation of a GenBank genome assembly